Messenger RNA from Neoarius graeffei (lesser salmon catfish), 790 nucleotides. RefSeq names its product solute carrier family 38 member 8b (gene slc38a8b). Gene Ontology annotation, molecular function: amino acid transmembrane transporter activity. Gene Ontology annotation, biological process: amino acid transmembrane transport. Lineage: Eukaryota; Metazoa; Chordata; Actinopteri; Siluriformes; Ariidae. The record is from RefSeq and is a predicted model, not a curated record.
GCUGAGGUGCCCUUGAGCAAGGUACCAAACCCCUGACUGCUCCCCGGGUGCUCUGGUGUGGCUGCCCACUGCUCUGAAUGUGUGUGUGUGUUCACUGCUUCAGAUGGGUUAAAUGCAGAGGAUGAAUUUCACUGUGCUUGAAGUGUGCAUGUGACGAAUAAAGGUUUUCUUCUUACACAGCAUGGCGAGGAUGUUUGUGUUUUGUCUAUUAGCACUGACGCAGGUCUCUUCUCCUUCUCAGGUAUCUCUGAUAUUCCUGAUCAGCGGCCUGGUCAUCCUCGGCUUCGCCUCGUCUAUCAGCCAUAAGAACAUGUAUCAUGACAUGGUGAGAGAAGUGUGUGGCCACAGGAUCAGUUCUCUCUGUGAGAUCUGCUUCGUCUUUAACCUCUUCAUUAUCUCUGUGGCGGUCCUCGUGGUGGUGCAGGACCAGCUGGAGAAGUUAUGCUUGUCCUUAUACGAAAUGGUGACAGGAGCAAAAGUGAUGCCCUAUUGCUGAUAUACAGACCAGAGCUUUGCACUCUUCAUCGUGUGCCUCGUCAUCAUCCUCCAGCUGUCCAUCACCAAAGAAAUCAGCAUCCAGAGAUAUACUAGUGUAUUAGGAAUUCUGGCUACGACGUACCUCAGCGUGGCUGUAAUCAUUAAAUAUUACCUGAAGGAGGAGGAGCACAGUGCAGAUCUCUGUCCUCAGCACACAGGGAUGUUCCUGACAGGAUGGGGCGUCGUCACUGUUGUUGUUGGAACCUUCAUAUUUGGCACCAUUGCUGUCAUGGAGCUCACACACAAGGUGUGA